Molecule: messenger RNA, 1316 nt
Organism: Phyllostomus discolor (pale spear-nosed bat)
Lineage: Eukaryota; Metazoa; Chordata; Mammalia; Chiroptera; Phyllostomidae
Product: high mobility group protein B3-like
Exons: 1
Coding region: 90-704 (204 amino acids)
Biological process (GO): regulation of transcription by RNA polymerase II
Cellular component (GO): nucleus
Molecular function (GO): DNA binding, bending
Source: RefSeq, a predicted model, not a curated record
UCUCGUGGAGGCAGCUAGCGCGAGGCUGGCGAGCUCUGAGCCUCGCGUCGUGCCCUGCGCUGCCCAGACUAGCGAACAAUACAGUCAGGAUGGCUAAAGGUGAUCCCAAGAAGCCAAAGGGCAAGAUGUCUGCUUAUGCCUUCUUUGUGCAGACAUGCAGAGAGGAACAUAAGAAGAAAAACCCAGAGGUUCCUGUCAAUUUUGCAGAAUUUUCCAAGAAGUGCUCUGAGAGGUGGAAGACAAUGUCGGGGAAAGAGAAAUCUAAAUUUGAUGAGAUGGCAAAAGCAGAUAAAGUACGCUAUGAUCGGGAAAUGAAGGAUUAUGGGCCAGCUAAAGGAGGCAAGAAGAAGAAGGACCCCAAUGCCCCCAAAAGGCCACCGUCUGGAUUCUUCCUAUUCUGUUCAGAAUUCCGCCCCAAGAUCAAAUCCACAAACCCUGGCAUCUCUAUUGGAGAUGUGGCAAAGAAGCUGGAAGAGAUGUGGAAUAACUUAAGUGACAGUGAAAAGCAGCCUUACAACAAUAAGGCUGCAAAGCUGAAGGAGAAGUAUGAGAAGGAUGUUGCUGACUAUAAGUCUAAAGGAAAAUUUGAUGGUGCAAAGGGUCCCGCUAAAGUUGCUCGGAAAAAGGUGGAAGAGGAAGACGAAGAAGAUGAGGAGGAAGAAGAGGAAGAAGAAGAGGAGGAGGAGGAGGAGGAGGAUGAAUAAAAAAACUGUUUAUCUGUCUCCUUGUGAAUACCUUAGAGUAGGGGAGUGCCGUAAUUGACACAGCUCUUAUUUGAGAGGUGUCUGUUGCCCUCGUUAGGAUUAAUUACACAAUUGGAUCAUGAUCAUAUGUAGUCUUUCAAAGUGCUCUAGAAAUUGUCAGUGGUUUACAUGAAGUGGUAAUGGGUGUCUGGAGCACCCUGAAACUGUAUCAAAGUUGUACAUAUUUCCAAACAUUUUUAAAAUGAAAAGGCUCUCAUGUUCUCCUCACUCUGUGCACUUUGCUGUUGGUAUGACAAGGCAUUUAAAGAUGUUCCUGGCAUUUUCUUUUUUUAAUCUGUAAGGUGGUGUUAACUAUAUGGUUAUGGGCUAGAAAUCCUGAGUUAUCAACUGUACAUAUCUAUAGUUUGUAAAAAGAACAAAACAACCAAGACAAGCUCUUGAUGCUCUUUGCUUGGCGUUGAGGCUGUGGGGAAGAUGCCUUUUGGAGGGGCUGUAGCUCAGGGCAUGCACUGAGGCUGGACCUGUGGAUACUGCAGUGGGCAUCCAUUUAGCUUCAGGUUGUUUUGUUUUUGUAUAUAGUGACAUAGCAUUCUGCCGUUUUUAGCUGUGGAA